AUGUCUCUGGCCGAUAUCUAUGCCAACGCUCUCUGCACUAUAAUAUCACCCUCGCCAGAUCCGUCGAAACCCCUCUUUGCUGAGAGGGAUAUGUCCCUAGUCAGCCCCGCCAUUUUGCACUCAUCAACAGAAGAUGAGCGCCUAACUGCUGCCGUCAGAUUCCAUCCCGUCUUGCCGAAUUGGACAGCCGAGACGAAUGCCAUGGAGGGCGAAGAGUCCCUUCAGAAGAGGCAGCCUACAAGACAGCGCGGAUGGUGUAUGCAAGAGGAUGAACUCUUUCGCCGGGCUCUUGUUUUAACUACCCAUCAAUCUGGCUGGGUCUGUAAACAGAUACAAUGCUCUGAAGAGGAUUUUUCCACUAUGCCUCUUCCCUGUUCGGACUCGACUGUCCAUAAUGACGGAGUCCUGUUGUGUCCCAACGAGCGCUUGGCUUGGUGGCCUCUCGGGCUUUUUGGACGGGCGGAACGAUUUGAUUCGUUGUGUAAUCAUUACCACGGACCUCCGGAACUGAGCGCACGCGAAACUGUUGCUCUCAAUCGGAAGAUUGUCGAGCAACCACCUGGUCUUUACCACCACAAGUGGGAGAAACUCGUCGAGGAAUUGACGUCGAGGGAAAUGACGGUGCCGACGGACCGACUGCCUGCCAUAUCCGGACUCGCCGCAAGACGGCAACGGGAGACGGGAGACGGGAGACCAGUAUCUGACUGGCCUGUGGAAGAACAACUCUGCGAAGCAGCUGCUAUGGAGAGUAGAAGACCCGGAGCAUUCCCAGAGAAUCCCCGAUCUACCCAACGCACCAACAUGGUCAUGGGCCACGGUCAACGCUCCUGUACGGUUUCCGACGCGGCCGUUUGA
This is a messenger RNA of Cladophialophora bantiana CBS 173.52, 855 nucleotides long. RefSeq lists its product as uncharacterized. Lineage: Eukaryota; Fungi; Ascomycota; Eurotiomycetes; Chaetothyriales; Herpotrichiellaceae. The transcript has a single exon. The record is from RefSeq and is a predicted model, not a curated record. Bases 1 to 855 code for a protein of 284 amino acids.